Molecule: messenger RNA, 1201 nt
Organism: Triticum dicoccoides
Lineage: Eukaryota; Viridiplantae; Streptophyta; Magnoliopsida; Poales; Poaceae
Product: transcription factor TB1-like
Exons: 1
Coding region: 238-948 (236 amino acids)
Biological process (GO): regulation of secondary shoot formation
Cellular component (GO): nucleus
Molecular function (GO): DNA-binding transcription factor activity; sequence-specific DNA binding
Source: RefSeq, a predicted model, not a curated record
CCUCUUCUUCCCCUUUCCUCCUCUUCCAGCCCCUUCCCUGGACAUGGAUGCUUAGCUCUACUUGACAUAGAGCGAGAAAGGAGCAGUAAAAGUAGAAGUAAGAUUUAGAUCCGCAUUGACACUAGCUAGUAGCGCAGGCCACUACCAGAACAGGGAGCUUCUAGCUGUCCAUCCACUGAUCCACAUAAGUUUACUGCUUGCUUUGGUUUGCUACUGAAGCUUCGAACUAUUUGAGAGAUGACCCAACCAUCCACCGUUAUCAUCACCAUCAUCAUCAUUGAGUAUCCCACCAAGAACCGCCACUAUCAAACCCUACUACCCACCGGCCGCCACAUGCAUCCAGCUCCGUCGUCUUUUGGCGAGUACUUCCAGUUCUUCCCCGCCGAGAUGUACCACCACCACCAGCAGCAGCUGCUGCUGCAGGAGGAGGGGACCCUGGAGGCGGUGCUUUGGCAGCCGGUAACCGCUCCAGCUCCGGCGGAGCGGGGGGAGCCGGGGAAUAAUGGCGCGCCAGGGGGUGCCGUCGUCGGGGCGGCGCGGAAGAGGCCGUUCCGGACGGACCGGCACAGCAAGAUCCGCACGGCGCAGGGGGUGCGCGACCGGCGGAUGCGGCUGUCCGUCGGCGUGGCGCGCGAGUUCUUCGCGCUGCAGGACCUCCUCGGCUUCGACAAGGCCAGCAAGACGGUGGAGUGGCUCCUCACGCAGUCCAAGCCGGCCAUCGACCGGCUUGCCAACGAGACCCAGGGGGGCGCUGCCGCUGCCGCUGCAGGACCGUUGAAAGAGAAAGGGGAGGGGGCGACCUCCUCCAGCACCGGCCGCUUCGAGGAUGCGAGGGAGGAAGAGCACGACGUCAGAGAUCUGAUGAAAAGCAUCGGCGGCGAAGGUGAGCUUGACUGGUUCAUGUCGGAGGCGGCGGCGAUAGGGCAGCCGAUGGAAGGAUUGGACUAAUUAAUGAGAGCGGCAACAACGGCGGAGUACUAAUUCUAAUUACUUAAGGUGAUUUCUUGUAUAUAUAUGCAGCUGCAUGACAUAUUGAUAUGCAAACUUUGUGUCCAAUGGUGAGAUUAAUUGAUUUCUUGCAAAUCUUAUGCUCAUGCUGGGUUCGUUCUACUAAUUUUGGCAACUAUAUUUUGCUGAUGUGCUAAUUUUGAGGUUCUUGGAGUUGUCCUGUGUUUCCAGUGCUACAUGGGAAUAUCAUCCU